GAAGACCUCAACUUUUGGUCUUGUUAAAUUUGGAUAGUGAGCAGUUGGUGAAACAUCCUAGAUUGCUUUCUUUCACAUCUCAGUUGAAGGCUGGUAAAGGACUGACUAUUGUGGGCUCUGUGCUUCAGGGAAUCUACUUGGAUAAAUGUACAGAAACUCAGAAAGCUGAAGUGAAUGUAAAGGCCUUAAUGGGAGUAGAAAAGACUAAAGGAUUUUGCCAGAUUGUGGUGUCUCCUAAUUUCAGGGAUGGAAUAUCCUAUUUGAUUCAGUCAGCUGGUCUAGGAGGGAUGAAGCACAAUACAGUCUUGAUGGCAUGGCCACAGUCGUGGAAGCAGACAGAAAAUCGUUUCUCAUGGAAAAAUUUUGUUGACAUUGUACGAGAAACAACAGCAGCUCAGCAAGCACUGUUGGUGGCUAAAAACAUUGACUUAUUUCCAACAAAUCAAGAACGUUUUACUGAAGGAAACAUAGACGUGUGGUGGAUUGUUCAUGAUGGUGGUAUGCUGAUGUUGCUGCCUUUUCUCCUUCGACAGCACAAGGUUUGGAGAAAAUGUAAAAUGCGUAUCUUCACUGUCGCUCAAAUGGAUGAUAAUAGCAUUCAAAUGAAGAAGGAUCUUCAGGUGUUCUUAUAUCAUCUUAGGCUGAAUGCUGAAGUGGAAGUUGUUGAAAUGUUUGAGAACGACAUUUCUGCAUUCACGUAUGAGAAGACACUUAUGAUGGAACAGCGAUCUCAGAUGCUAAAACAGAUGCAAAAGAACGAAAGGGAAAUAGAGAUUCAGAGCAUCACUGAUGAGUCUCGGGGCUCAAUCAGAAGAAAAAGCUACUCCAGUCCGCAGUCCAUUGGCCAAGAUGCACAGGCACUUCUGACUAAUGAUUAUCAAGAGGAGGAGGCUCAGCUGAUCCACGACAGAAACACUGCUUCUCACUCAGCUCCAGCAGUCAAAGCAAGUGUGGCUGCUGCUGUGCCAGAAAAAGUGCAGAUGACCUGGACUAAAGAAAAGUUUGUAGCUGAAAAGCAUAAAAACAAAGAUUCAAACGUGUCUGGCUUUAAAGAUAUCUUCAACAUGAAACCAGAAUGGGGAAAUCUGAAUCAGUCAAAUGUGAGACGAAUGCACACUGCUGUGAAGCUCAAUGGAGUAGUGCUUAAUAAAUCACAGCAUGCUCAGCUAGUUCUCCUAAACAUGCCUGGACCUCCUAAAAACAGAAAAGGGGAUGAAAACUAUAUGGAGUUUUUGGAAGUUCUGACAGAAGGUCUGGAUAGAGUUCUCCUGGUCCGAGGCAGUGGACGUGAAGUGAUCACCAUUUAUUCUUAA
Messenger RNA from Pterocles gutturalis (yellow-throated sandgrouse), 1313 nucleotides. RefSeq names its product solute carrier family 12 member 7-like. Gene Ontology annotation, cellular component: membrane. Gene Ontology annotation, biological process: chemical synaptic transmission; potassium ion import across plasma membrane; chloride transmembrane transport. The record is from RefSeq and is a predicted model, not a curated record. Gene Ontology annotation, molecular function: potassium:chloride symporter activity. Lineage: Eukaryota; Metazoa; Chordata; Aves; Pterocliformes; Pteroclidae.